UUCCGAAGAAGCGAACAAGAGAGAUCUACCGCUACGCGUGGCAUUUGAACAGCAGACAGCGGGCGACCAUUGCGCCAUGAUGAACAUCUUUUCGCGCAAGAACAAGCUGGAGGAUGAGCUAUUUAACAUGAAGUUUACGGCGAAGACACUACUGCGCAAUGCCAAGAAAUGCGAGAAGAACCAAGUGGUGCAAAAGACCAAACUCAAGAAGGCCAUCGAGCAGGGUAACAUGGAAGGUGCCAAGAUCUACGCGCAGAACGUGAUCCGAGAGAAGAACCAGGCGCUGAGCUACUUGCAACUAGCCUCGCGCAUGGAUGCUGUUGCGGCGCGCGUGCAGACGGCCAUCAGCAUGGGCCAGCUCAAGGCCAAUAUGAGCGGCGUAGUCAGAGGUAUGGAUACGGUCAUGGAGUCAAUGAACGUGGAGAAGAUCUCACAGACUAUGGACCAGUUCGAGAAGCACUUUGAGGAUAUGGAUGUACGCUCCGCCUACAUGGAGGGCGCCAUGAGCAGCGGAACGUCGCUGUCGACACCUGCCGACCAGGUGGACGACCUCAUCCAAAUGGUCGCGGACGAAAACGGGCUCAAGGUCGCAGGUCAGCUCGAUUCAGCGGGUCUUGUCGGUACAGAGCUUCCAACAACGGAGGCUGCACGAGAGAAGAAGUCCCAGGACGAUCUCUCAAUGCGGCUAGCGGCGCUGCGGAAAUAAUGCCUGCAUCUGUACUAGUAUACAGUGCUAAAAGAACUACU
This is a messenger RNA of Phytophthora infestans T30-4, 747 nucleotides long. Its product is annotated as charged multivesicular body protein 1b-2. Bases 77 to 706 code for a protein of 209 amino acids. Gene Ontology annotation, biological process: protein transport; endosome transport via multivesicular body sorting pathway; late endosome to vacuole transport. Gene Ontology annotation, cellular component: multivesicular body; ESCRT III complex. The transcript has a single exon. The record is from RefSeq and is a predicted model, not a curated record. Lineage: Eukaryota; Oomycota; Peronosporomycetes; Peronosporales; Peronosporaceae.